Molecule: messenger RNA, 2466 nt
Organism: Loxodonta africana (African savanna elephant)
Lineage: Eukaryota; Metazoa; Chordata; Mammalia; Proboscidea; Elephantidae
Gene: IGSF8
Product: immunoglobulin superfamily member 8
Exons: 8
Coding region: 327-2171 (614 amino acids)
Cellular component (GO): membrane
Source: RefSeq, a predicted model, not a curated record
UGACGGCACCCAGACGACUCUCGCUCCCAAACCACUUUCCUUUAGCUCUGCCCUCUGAGGGGGUGGCUAACAGGUCUUCAGUGACCUUCGGGAGCCCUGAAGCGCCUUUCUGCCUAGACCCUUCCUAUUCCAGAACUCCCCGGUCCCGCCCACUCCAACUUCAGCAAGGUCUGCAGCGCGGGCCUAGCGGCCCAGAGCAAAUAACUGGAUUCUAAGUGCGUGGCCACAGUCAUCUCACCGGCCCUGCAGCCAACUCUCUGAGUAGGGCCAGCAGGUGCGGGAGCCCUCACCGCCCUCCGGAGCCUCCCCAGAGCCCGUUGCUCAGAAUGGGCGCCCUCGGCCCGACGCUGCUGCCGCCGCCGCCGCCACUGCUGCUGCUCCUGCUAAUGCUGGGAAGUGGGUGCUGUGCCCGGGAGGUGCUGGUCCCUGAGGGGCCCCUGUACCGAGUGAUUGGCACAGCUGUCUCCAUCUUCUGCAAUGUCACCGGCUAUGAUGGCCUUGCCCAGCAGGACUUCGAGUGGUUCCUGUACAGGCCCGAAGCCCCGGAAGCUGCACUGGGCAUUGUCAGUACCAAGGACACCCGGUUCUCCUAUGCCAUCUUUGGGCCCCGUGUGGCGGCUGGUGAGAUUCAGGUGCAGCGUCUGCAGGGUGAUGCUGUUGUGCUCAAGAUUGCCCGUCUGCAGGCCCAGGAUGCUGGCAUUUAUGAGUGCUACACACCCUCCACUGAUACCCAGUACCUGGGCAGCUACAGCGGCAAGGUGGAGCUGAGAGCUCUCCCAGAUGUCCUGCAGGUGUCUGCUGCCCUCCCAGGGCCCCGAGGCCGCCAGGCCCCAGCCUCGCCCCCUCGCCUGACUGUGCAUGAGGGCCAGGAGCUGGCCCUGGGCUGCCUGGCGCGGACGAGCACACAGAAGCACACACACCUGGCUGUGUCCUUUGGGCGAGCUAUGCCCGAGGCACCAGUAGGGCGAGCGACUCUGCAGGAGGUGGUGGGACUCCGGGCAGACUUGGCCGUGGAGGUGGGAGCUCCCUAUGCUGAGCGGCUGGCUGCAGGGGAGGUGCAGCUGGGCAAGGAGGGGGCUGACCGGUACCGCAUGGUGGUGGGAGGCGCCCAGGCGGACGACGCAGGCACCUACCACUGCACAGCCUCCGAGUGGAUUCAGGAUCCUGAUGGCAGCUGGGCCCAGAUUGGGGAGAAGAGGGCUGUCCUGGCCCACGUGGAUGUGCAGACGUUGUCCAGCCAGCUGGCAGUGGCUGUGGGGCCUGGUGAACGUCGGAUUGGCCCCGGGGAGCCCUUGGAACUGCUGUGCAAUGUGUCGGGGGCACUACCCCCUCCAGGCCGUCAUGCUGCCUACUCUGUGGGCUGGGAGAUGGCACCUGCAGGGGCACCUGGGCCUGGCCGCCUGGUAGCUCAGCUGGACACAGAGGGUGUGGGCAGCCUAGGCCCUGGCUAUGAGGGCCGGCACAUUGCCAUGGAGAAGGUGGCAUCCAGGACCUACCGGCUACGGCUGGAGGCUGCCAGGCCUGGUGACGCGGGCACCUACCGCUGCCUUGCCAAAGCCUACGUCCGAGGGUCUGGGGCCCGGCUUCGUGAAGCAGCCAGCGCCCGCUCCCGGCCCCUCCCUGUGCACGUGCGGGAGGAAGGUGUGGUGCUGGAGGCAGUGGCAUGGUUAGCAGGAGGCACAGUGUACCGGGGAGAGACUGCUUCCCUGUUCUGCAACAUCUCUGUGCGGGGUGGCCCCCCAGGGCUGCGGCUGGCUGCCAACUGGUGGGUGGAGCGGCCGGAGGAAGGGGAACUGGGCACUGCCCCUGCCCAGCUGGUGGGUGGCAUGGACCAGGACGGUGUGGCAGAGCUGGGGGUCCGGCCCGGAGGAGGCCCUGUCAGUGUGGAGCUGGUGGGGCCCCGAAGCCACCGGCUGAGACUGCACAGCUUGGGGCCCCAGGAUGAAGGCGUGUACCACUGCGCCCCCAGCGCCUGGGUGCAGCAUGCUGACUACAGCUGGUACCAGGCAGGCAGUGCCCGCUCGGGGCCAGUCACAGUCUACCCCUACACGCAUGCCCUGGACACCCUGUUCGUGCCUCUGCUGGUGGGCACAGGGGUUGCCCUAGUCACCGGAGCCACCGUUCUCGGCACCAUCACCUGCUGCUUCAUGAAGAGACUGCGCAAACGGUGAUCCCUCCUUCCCCAGGUCUUGCAGGUGUUGACUGUCUUCCAGCCCAGCUCCAAGCCCUCCUCUGGUUGCCUGGAUACCCUCUCCCUCUGCCCACUGCCCUUCCUUUAAUUUAUUUGAGCUGCCCCCACUCAGAGUGGGGGACAUGGCCCCCAGGCCCCAGCCCUUCCCUCCCACGUGAAGGCCUCUCAGCCUCCUCUCUCUGGUCUUCUGUUGAUCUCAUACCCAUCCCAUACAGAGGGCAUUCCCUGUCCUAGAAUUAAUUUUUCUAAAAUGUGAAUAAACUGGUUUUAUAAAA